UAAGGGAAGGUAGGCCCAUUAAUAGUGGCCUAAGGCCCAAUUGUGAUCAAAACGCAAAGAACCUUCCUUAAAGAAGAUGACACAAUCUCAAAAGAAUAAGCACAAAAAUAGAAAAUAUCGAAAAUGAGAUGAGAGAGAGAGGACUCUCUCAUCGUGCGUAGGGCUUUUGACUCCCUCCCCUACUUUGCCUACUUCUUCCUUCUUCCUUUGGCCACUCUACACAGUCCACACCUACUUAGACACCUUUCUCAACCUUGAGAUCGGCGUCAGAUCCUCCGCCGCAUCUUCUCUUCACUCUCUCCGGGUUAUGAUGAUGGAAUCCGGAGCUGGUUUCGCGGCCAUGGAAGAGAGGAUCUCUCCUGGAAGUUUCUUCCAAUUUCCUCUUUCUGGAUUCCGUGCUUCUCCCAAUCGAUCCCCUUGUCCUCCCACUGAUCGUGAAAGGUACUUGACUGAAUUAUUGCAAGAGAGACAAAAGUUGGGUCCCUUUUUGCAGGUUAUGCCAAAUUGCUGCAGACUGCUGAAUCAAGAAAUCAGGAGGGUCUCUAGUUUUCCUGAUCCUGAUAGAUAUGAGCAUGGAAGUCCAUUUAGAUCGCUUGGCCAGCCGACAAAUGGAAAGCUUGAUUUAGAGGGAUGGUCGAUGAUGCAAGCGGAGGAAAACUGUCACCUCCAGAGAGCUUCUCCAUUUCGUGCUCCUGCCCCAGUGGGCUGGAUUGGGAUGCCGGGACUCCCUAACCCACCCAUUGUGAAAAAAGUGAUUAGACUUGAUGUGCCAGUGGAUAAAUAUCCAAGCUAUAAUUUUGUUGGGCGGAUUCUCGGGCCACGUGGAAACUCCCUAAAAAGAGUUGAGCUAGCAACCCACUGCAGGGUGUUUAUUAGAGGGCGAGGAUCUGUGAAGGAUACUGUCAAGGAGGAAAAACUUAAAGGUAAGCCAGGGUACGAGCAUCUCUGUGAGCCACUACAUGUACUGAUCGAGGCUGAGCUUCCAGAAGACAUAAUAAACUCUCGAUUGGAACAUGCAGUACAUUUCCUGGAAUCACUCCUAAAGCCGAUGGACGAAUCAAUGGAUCACUACAAGAGGGAACAGCUGAAAGAGUUAGCAGCUCUGAAUGGUACACUAAGGGAGGAGAGUCCAAGUCCGAGCUUGAGCCCUUGUUUGAGUCCGAGCAUGUCCCCUUUCAACAGCAAGCGUGCUAAGACUGGACAAUAAAGAUUUUACCUGAGAGAUGAUCAAUGUUGUUGAGACAGAAACCAUGGCAUGGUCGUGUGGGAAGGGCCAAGGCUCUCUAUGCAUUGUCUAUCUAUCCGCAAGGUGAUAAUGUUCUAAGUUCUAACGUUUGGACUCCUCAAUUAAUUUAUUUUGUCAUUAAGUUUAUUCUUUAUUUUUGAAAAUUUUGUUGGUUAACUGAGAUGACCAUUGACCAGUGGGUAAUAAACUAAUAAUGGUGUUUAUGAGAAUGUAAGCUCGUUCUCAAUCAUUGUGACCUUGUAACCUUUAUUUAAGUCUGAAACCCAACAUCAAUUUCGUUUUAACAUU
Messenger RNA from Arabidopsis lyrata subsp. lyrata, 1534 nucleotides. RefSeq names its product KH domain-containing protein At1g09660/At1g09670. The coding region runs from base 308 to 1207 and encodes 299 amino acids. Gene Ontology annotation, biological process: regulation of mRNA splicing, via spliceosome. The transcript is spliced from 8 exons. The record is from RefSeq and is a predicted model, not a curated record. Lineage: Eukaryota; Viridiplantae; Streptophyta; Magnoliopsida; Brassicales; Brassicaceae. Gene Ontology annotation, molecular function: mRNA binding. Gene Ontology annotation, cellular component: nucleus.